Molecule: messenger RNA, 297 nt
Organism: Linum tenue
Lineage: Eukaryota; Viridiplantae; Streptophyta; Magnoliopsida; Malpighiales; Linaceae
Source: the annotation of a GenBank genome assembly
GACGAAGAUUUCGCAUGAGAAGAAACUUAUUUCUUCGCAUUGUUAAAGGUGUCAUGAAUCAAGAUUCGUUCUUCCAAAGCAAUCAUAAUGCCACGGGCAGAUCAAGCCUCUCACCCCUUCAAAAGUGCACAGCAGCAAUUCGAAUGUUAGCUUACGAUGUGGCUGCAGAUGUUGUUGAUGAAUAUCUGCGAAUUGGUACACUGAAUGACAUAAAUGUGUUAGAUCGGUCUCCUGUCUUCCAUGAAGUGUUAGAAGGGAAAGCACCAAAGGUUCGAUUUUCUGUUAAUUGAAGAAACU